This is a messenger RNA of Phyllostomus hastatus (greater spear-nosed bat), 8219 nucleotides long. RefSeq names its product spermatogenesis associated 13 (gene SPATA13). NCBI's taxonomy places the organism in Eukaryota, Metazoa, Chordata, Mammalia, Chiroptera, Phyllostomidae. Gene Ontology annotation, molecular function: protein binding; guanyl-nucleotide exchange factor activity. Bases 383 to 4090 code for a protein of 1235 amino acids. The record is from RefSeq and is a predicted model, not a curated record. The transcript has 13 exons. Gene Ontology annotation, biological process: lamellipodium assembly; filopodium assembly. Gene Ontology annotation, cellular component: cytoplasm.
CCCGGCAGCUGCAGCGCGGGCGAACCCUCGGCGCAGCGCUUUCUCCAGCACACGCAGUCCGCCUAGAGACCUGUUCGAGUGCCGAGGCUACUCCGAGAGCCCAGCGUGCUCGGAGCCCGCGGGACCUGGAGCCUGCGGGACCCGGAUCAGCCCUGCGUCGAAGGGGCGUCUUGCAUCCGUUGACUUUGGAGGCCUCGCCGAGUGGGGGCCACGCGAGACAGUGGCCACAACUGAGGAAGAGCCCGAUGUGCAAAGCAGGUGUGAAAGCCAGGCAGGCAGCAGCCUCAGAGAUGAAGACCUGUACCUGGGACCAGUGGACACCAGUACGUACGUGGGGUUGAACCACGCUGCCCUGUGGCCACAGGCUUCUGGCCCUGAGAACAUGACAACAGCCCAGAAUGGCCAUGGGCGAGUUGCUGCAAUCCCCUGUUCAGUCUUGGAACCACCAGACCCCAACACGGUGAUUUACCCGGCCUGUCAGAAGGGAGAAUGCGGUGGCGACACGGAAACCCAGGACUCCAGGCUGGGCCCCGCCAAGCUUGUGCGCCUCUUCUCAGUGAGCAGGAAGAAGACAGGUGCCAACCCCGAGAGGCCCCGCUCCAUGGUGCUGAUGGGGCACUCCUCCACCUGGAAUGCCCUGGCCUCCUUUCGGAAGAUGGGAUCUUUUAAAAAACUGAAGUCCUCUGUCCUUCAGGGAAUUCAAAACCGAGAGGGGCCCUAUGCAGCCAAAGAGGAGGCCUCAGAGCCUGAUUUGGGCCCAGUCCUCCCCAAUGGGACAGCUGUGAUAAUCCCAGCAGACAGGUGUGGCUCCUCGGAAGCUGCCAGUGGGCUCCCCCAACCUGGCCCUGCAUCGGACAGCUCGGAGCCGGAGCCAGAGGAGGCGGACGACGCCUUCCAGAGGAGCACGCACCGCUCCCGCAGCCUACGCAGAGCCUAUGGCCUGGGCCGCAUCAGCCUCUGGGACUUCGAGCACCACGGCCUGCCCUUGCCCUCUGCCAUCCAAGAGCCCCCAGUGUGCGCCAUCCUUGUGAAAGACUCCGAGAAUAACAGCAUCUCCUCCCAAAGGAGCAAGAGCACGGACAACCUGAACUUCCUGAGGAAGGGCUCCUUCAAAAGGAAGUCUGCCUCCAACCUCUCGGACCUGAGGAUGGUGCCCGACAGGCCCACAACCCAACGAACACUAAGCAGCUGCUCUGCAGACUCAGAGAAGCUCGGAGGGUCCGAGAGGAGGACAAAACGCUGGAAGAGCCCCAUCAGGGCCAAGGACUUUGACCGGGUCCUCAAGCUGGUGAGCAGUGCCACAGAGGCAGCCUUGAAGCGAGAGCGACCUAGGAGUCGGGUGGCCAGCCCCAGUGACACUUCCCCGAGGCCCAGGCCCUGCAGCCACCUGCACGAGGACUACUCGCGCCGGGUGUCCAGCAGUGUGGAGCUGGAGCGCAGGAGGUGUGCCAUGGCCCCAGGCUUCAGCCCGGCCUGCCCACGGGGCCCGCAGCUGGACGUGGACACCUCGGUGUUUCCUCUGGAGGCUCAGAGCACCGGUCCUUGCGCUGGCAGCUCAACCCCAAGUUCAAUUGCCCAGGAAUUAUCGCACCAAGAUUCCCAGGAACCAAAACCUGCCAGCCAGUUUAUGUUGGAACCUGAGCAUCCUCUCACGCCGCUAAGGCCCACCACACCCAAGCCCCCUAGUCCUCAGAGCCCAGGCACAGGAAAUGCCAAGUGUGCCAACAAUCUCAGUGCACUGUCCCUGAGUUCAGUGGACAGUGACGAGAGGGCAGAAGGUCUUGUGUCCUUCCCAGAUUCGGUGCAAGCCACAUGUGACAAAGGCAGUAAGGAUAGUGGUUCCAGCAGCCACCCUCAGCUGAGCCUCAGUGGGUCUUCGGGUCUAGAAGAAAAGGAGGAGGAGGUUUUUACUGAGGAAUCCUGGAGGCGGGGCUCAUCCCUGGAGGAAGAAAGGACAGAGGCUCAGAGGAUCUCAGUCUCCAGGAGGAGAUGGGGCUCUGGGAGAAGGUCAAGGCCUCGACCACUCUCAGACUACGGGCAGCUGGCCAGCCGAAGUCUGUCUAUUCCUGAAGACUCCAUUGCUGUGGACCCCCAGAAGGAGGAUAUUGUGGACAGUGGCUACCAGCUGAGCAUGGCCUCCAUGGUGCCUGCAGGCCAGAAGGCUGCCUUGUGCUGCUCUAGAGGAGGCCAGAGAAGACGCCCCAUCUCUGUGAUAGGUGGGGUCAGCUUCUGUGGGAACAGCCAGACAGAAGCAAUAGAGAAUCUUCUAACCCAACCUGCAGCCAGGCCUCCUGUGCCAGCUCACCAGGUGCCACCCUACAAAGCAGUUUCUGCCCGGCUCCGGCCAUUCACAUUUUCCCAGAGCACCCCCAUUGGGCUGGACCGCGUAGGACGCCGGCGGCAGAUGAGAGCAUCCAACAUUUCCUCAGAUGGUGGCACUGAGUCUUCUGCCUUAGUGGAUGACAACGGCAGCGAGGAGGACUACAGCUAUGAAGACCUCUGCCAGGCCAAUCCCAGAUACCUGCAGCCGGGUGGGGAGCAGCUGGCCAUCAAUGAGCUGAUCAGCGAUGGCAGUGUGGUGUGUGCGGAAGCUCUGUGGGACCACGUGACCAUGGAUGACCAGGAGCUGGGCUUCAAGGCAGGAGAUGUCAUCCAGGUUCUAGAAGCCUCUAACAAGGACUGGUGGUGGGGCCGGAGCGAGGACAAGGAAGCCUGGUUCCCUGCCAGCUUCGUCAGACUGCGAGUCAAUCAGGAAGAGCUGUCAGAGAAUUCCAGCAGCACCCAGGGUGAGGAGCCGGAGGAGGAUGCUGGCAGAAACCGCCAUAAACACUCAGAGAACAAGCACCAGAUGAGGACUAACGUCAUCCAGGAGAUCAUGAACACGGAGCGGGUGUACAUCAAGCACCUCAAAGACAUCUGUGAGGGCUAUAUACGGCAGUGUCGCAAGCAUACGGGAAUGUUUACUGUUGCACAAUUAGCCACCAUUUUUGGAAACAUUGAAGACAUUUACAAAUUCCAAAGAAAGUUCCUGAAAGACCUUGAGAAACAGUAUAAUAAAGAGGAACCUCAUUUAAGUGAAAUAGGAUCCUGCUUUCUUCAACAUCAAGAGGGCUUUGCGAUCUAUUCUGAGUACUGUAACAACCACCCCAGAGCCUGCACUGAGCUGUCCAGCCUGAUGAAGCAGGGCAGGUACCGGCACUUCUUUGAGGCCUGCCGCCUGCUGCAGCAGAUGAUCGACAUUGCUAUUGACGGCUUCCUGCUCACGCCGGUGCAGAAGAUCUGCAAGUACCCGCUGCAGCUGGCGGAGCUGCUCAAGUACACCACACAGGAGCACAGUGAUUACAGUAACAUAAAGGCAGCAUAUGAGGCCAUGAAGAACGUAGCCUGUUUGAUCAAUGAGCACAAACGCAAACUGGAAAGCAUAGACAAGAUAGCGCGGUGGCAGGUGUCCAUUGUAGGCUGGGAGGGACAGGACACUUUAGACCGAAGCUCAGAACUGAUCCAUUCUGGGGAGCUAACCAGGAUCACUAAGCAAGGGAAGAGCCAGCAGCGGACAUUCUUUCUGUUUGACCACCAGCUGGUGUCCUGCAAGAAGGACCUGCUGCGCAGGGACAUGCUCUAUUACAGGGGCCGUGUGGACAUGGAUGACAUGGAGCUAGUGGACCUAGAGGACGGGCGGGACAAGGACUGGAAUCUCAGCCUGAAAAAUGCCUUCAAGCUUGUCAGCAAAACCACUGAUGAAGUUCAUCUGUUUUGUGCCAAGAAACAAGAAGACAAGGCGAGGUGGCUGCAGGCUUGCAAGGAUGAAAGGAGACGGGUGCAGGAGGACCGGGAGAUGGGAAUGGAAAUUUCUGAAAAUCAAAAGAAGCUUGCCAUGUUAAAUGCUCAAAAGGCAGGACAUGGAAAGUCAAAAGGCUACAGUGGAUGCCCUGCCGCCCCACCACACCAGAGCUUGCACCCCAUUCAUCAGCGCCACAUCACCAUGCCCACCAGCGUCCCUCAGCAGCAGGUGUUCGUCCUGGCAGAACCCAAGAGGAAGCCUUCGCUGUUCUGGCACACAUUCCAUAAACUCACCCCUUUCAAGAAAUGAAAACAGGGAGGGCUGCACUUCAACUGUGCACAAUCCAAGGACAGUCUUUGGACCCAGUGCUGAAAACUUCUUUUGGGGAUGAAUAACAGAGAAGGACUUGGACUCGCCUUCAGUCUUCAGAGACACAGCUGCCUCCUUGGAAGGGGGAGAAGGUGGUGAUUCUUUCACGUACACAGGAACCCUCUGUGACCUGUGCCAAGGCAGCCAAGACUGAGGACCUGGUGACAUACUCUAAAGUGAGUGCUGAGCAGAGGGCCCUGCGAGCCUCACUGGUGAUGAGUGCUGUGCGCAGCCCAGGUCCAAAGUGCCAUGAAUAAGGGCAGGAUGGUGUGGUGCUUUUGCAUUUGAUUUGAAGGCAAUGGUAGUCCUGGGAUUGGGACAAUACUACCUGUCGCUGGCAUGGGUAAGCCGCAUCUCUCUUCCAUGGUAUUAGGAAGGGACUUACUGCAGAUGUGGUGUCCCGGGUGUCAUCUGAACCUACACAUUUGCCACUGUGGUAGUGCAGUCUUCAUCCUGCCAGGUUCCUCUCCCCUACAGGCUGGAGGGGGAAACAGGAUGAGCCUGUUGUGUGGCAGGGAGGUCUGCAAGGAAGAGUGACUUCAGUCUCCUAAUGGUAAAGCUGUUUUCCAGAGAGGGAGGGAGGCAGAGGAAGUCCUACAUGGGCUAGAUUGGCCCUUCUCAAGUCAGGUACACUUCUACGCACAUGCAGUGUGUGACUCCAUGACCAGAAACCAUGUCUACUCACACAUCAUAAACUAAAACUAUUCAAACAUAUCCACUUGCAAUAUAAAAACCCAUUCAUUUUAAUUUUAUGGUAAAGUGAGUAUGCGAAUGCACCAAUCAAAAGGCAUUCUCACUCCAUCAGUUAUUCCUGGUACCCUUAAUAAUUAAGCUAUAAUGGCAUUUACAUUCCCCUGAGAAAGCAGGAGCUUCUGAGCAGUCCGGCUGUGGAUGUGGAGCCCACUUGGUUGCAUGAACCCAAAUAGCAGUGCUGACCAUGCCACUACUAGCAUGUCAUCAGGUUUCUCAAGAGUCCCUCUUUAUAAAAGAGAACUUAACAAAAUAUAUCUAGACUCAGAGAGAGCAGUCUUUUUUUAAUGAGGGCCACAUGGUCUGAUACCAAUCAAUAGUUUUUUCCUAGUCUAUAUUGUAAAUUUUGAUGAAACUAACUUUUAAAUAUGUCUGGAGAAGACAGACUCUGCAAGCAAGAUGCCACUGUAAUUUACUUAGUGCACUGGAUGGGAGAGUAUUGUAUGGCACAAUUUGUGGUUUUCUAUUUGAGAAUCUCUUUUUUGUAUGCUACUCUCAGAAAGUUCUUUUUUCUACCAGACCCAUGCUUGAGAAUAAACAAACCUGUGCUGUCAAACACAAAGGUGUAUGUAAUCUGAGUCUCUGGGUGUGCAAUUCCUCCCCUUCUUUCUCCUUCCUCACGCUCAGAGCUGUUCCUGAAGGAGGUGAAGUCCUGCAACAAAGGGACAAAAUCCUGGGCCUCUCCAGUGAGGCUCAGCGCAGCGUCCUGCAGCAGUGUCAGAAACUCAUUCCUGUUCUUGAGCCUGCCCUGCACCUCCGGGCCCUCAGUGCAGUAUUGGCAGGAGGUCACACUGGCCCGUGGCCAGCAACCCCAGCCACUGCCGUGAGGAGGCUUCUCAGGAGGUGCUGUGAGUGCAUGCAUGAGUGUGUGUGUUUCGUUUUUGAGAAGAAAUCUCAAUUUUAGUUACAUUUAUAUAACUGACCUUUUUACUAACAAAAAAUGUUAUGUUUUGUAAACCAUACUAAAUAUGCUUUUUGUAGGCCCCUCAGCAAAAACUCUAGGGGUCUGUGUGCUAAAGUAGAGUUCUUUGUAUAUACAGCAGUUUUGAACAAUUGGUUGUGUUUUGUUUUUAAUAUAAGAGAAUUACAUUAAGGAAGCAAAGAGAAUUAUUUGCUUAGGUUAUGUUUUAAAUGAAUAUUCAGUGAGUAAAGAACCACUCAGUGGGCUUCCAUUUGCUAAUAUUUAUUAAUGGGCAAUGAAGAAAUGCUUUAAGUUCUGUGACAAGUCCUGACUUAUUUCUCAGCUGAGCCCUGACUUUAGUCCCCACCUCUCGCUCAUGGACUCCUAACAAGAACAGGAAGCUCAGACCCUGGCUGGUGUGUAGCUCAGUGGAUUGGGUGCUGACCUGCAAACCAAAGGGUUACAGGUUUGAUUCCCAGAUCAGGGCCCAUGCCUGGAUUGUGAGCCAGGUCCCCAGUAUGGGGUGUGUGAGAGGCAGCCACACAUUAAUUUUUCCUUCUCUUUCUCCCUCCCUUCCCUUCUGUCUAAAAAUAAAUAAAAAUCUUAAAAAAGAGAGAGAGAGAAGAAGAAGAACAGGGAGCUCAGAUACCCAGGCCUGCAGGGCCCCUAGGGCCUGUCAGCUCUGUACCCUGUGAGAAUCACCUGAUCAAAGAUCUGUUCUGGAGAUCUGUUCUGGGUGGGUCCUGCUUGGGUUUUCAGUUGAUUUUGAAAACUGCUAAAAUAGAUUUGAAAGGACAGAACGUCCUUUGACUUCUUUAAGUUGACAUGUCUAACUUCAGUUGUUUUACUAAAUGCCAGAGUUGUAUAAAGAAUAGAUGGCUCAAGUAGCCUAAUUUUGGUUUGCCAAACUUCCUUCUUGACUUAACUCUCAUGUUCCACUUCAAAAAGUAUAGAAAAAAACAGUCUCUAUACAGAUUAUGUAUGAAUUUCAUUGGGUAUUUCACUUUCUCUUUCUUUCACUUUUUUGGACCCUACAUUGCACAACAUGGGAGACCGAAAAAAGAAGAGAUGAUAUAGAAUUUCGAUGAACUUCACCUAUUCCAUCAUUCAUAUUUCAGAAUUUGACAACUCUGUCAAAAGGCAGUUGCUCUGGCCUUGGGUCAAGAGUAACCUCCUCAAUCUUGAUCAUACCUAAAAUGUAGGACAAUCUUGCAACAGGUAAAAAAAAAUCAUAAAAUAGAAUGUUUAUAAAAUCCUGGAGAAGUGGCAUUCUUUGUCUUUGGGCUGAAAACUAGAAAAAGAGUGGCAGCAGCUUGCCAGGGCUUUGAUGGGACCAUCUGUAUAGUUCAUUUCCAGUAGAACUGAUCUUUUUCACCUGGACCUGAUAUUAUAGUUGAAAACAUUCCAUUUCCAUCUCCCCACUAUUUGUGAAUAUUAUUGUAUCUUUCUGUACCUAAUCUAGAUGAAGACUAAUUUAGUGCCUGUUCAGAAAAUCCCUUCGAUACUAGACACAGCAAAAGUGCACUUCAUUGAAAAUUUGGUUCACAAUAGAAAUCUUUCAUAAAAGCCUUGAGAUGCGAUAUUUUAUCAAUUGGAGAUAAUAACGUGCCCACACUGCUGAUAUUCCUCAAUAAAAUCAACUUACUUAGCCAGAGUAGAACAGCCUAACUACCUGGGGUUAGGGGGGAAAUUGCUGUGUUAUUUUUUGUUGAGGAGAGAAACAGAUGUGUCCCUCACAGGACAGUGCCAGCAAGUGUGAAUAAAUGUCCUUUCCAGGCUACGGGACACACACAAACCAACCAGGACAAAUUGCACAAACACAGUUGUCCCCAGCAAUGAGCUUCACCUACAUAUGGUCCCUCUGUUAAAGUAUCACUUGGCUAAUGCUGCACUCAGGAUGGAUGUGGUGAAGGUGGAGUUCAAAAGACUUCAGGAGAAAAAAAAAAGAAAAACUAUCUGACCUUGAAAAACCCCAAAGUUUAAAUAUUUGAUGCAAAUGUAUAUAGCUACAACAUACAUAACAAUAUUGCCUUUAGUUAUUCCAUAGGCAUCAACAUUUGUAUUUAGAAAAUACUUCAUUUAAUUCUGUGAUUUCAUAAUUCAUUCCUUUUAUAAGUGUUAGAGUCAUUCACGUUUGACUUAACGUACUUGCAAGGCUUUUGGUAACCUUUUCAUUUUAACUCAUCAACACCAAAAUGAUGUGAUCUGUGUGAGUUGUGACAGCUCCCAAACUGGUGGGCUGGCUGUGGACAGCUGAAAGGUGUCAUACAAGAGCGCUAUGACUUGAAAUGUAUUUUUGUUGAAUGAAGUUUUUAUAAAAAUAUAUACAUAUAUUUACAACAUUAUUUGAAUGAUUUCUUGUAAAUGCUGUGAAUCUAUAUUUGUUUCAUAUCUGUAUAUUAAAAUUAAUUUGCCAAA